CGGAUAUGUUCACAUAACUGAUCGAUUGCAAUCACCGGCUUGAUCGACUAACAUCCAGGUAUAAAUUGAACGGCCGAUUCUAGAUGUUAUGUGACCAUCGACGAAAGUGCUUCUUGAACAUGUUGCGUGAUCUCUAAUCGAUAGCAUCGAUAGCACCGUUGCAUUUUCGAAUCGUUGGUAUCACUGCUGCAGUGUCGAAACAACGUUUAUUUUUUACGUAGAAUUCCCGCGCUUUUGUGCAAUUUUACGUGUGUAUUGUUCAUCGUCGAGACGCAGUACGAUUUCGCGGUUUCGCGAGUGCUCGAGUUGAUGUUUCGUGUCGCGUGUGAACACAGCAUUCAUUCCUGCUCUCCUGCAACAACGCGCAAAUUCGAAAUGCACCGCAAGGAAAUCACGAGGUUAUGAUAUUGCAGUCGAGAAUGCACUUUUUUGCGCCUGUUUGCUUUUGGAUUGACUCAUCAAUAGUGGAAUACGCUUUUUGCCGAUUCUCUGAAAGGAAAUACGCGGAAGAGGGAGGAAUGAGGAGAUUCACCCGGUGACCUCGUGCCGCGCGCGGUAAUGCUACUGGCAAACGGUGCCUCUAUACCGACCAUCGCCGGUGCUGUCGAGGAGGAGGAGUACGCACGCAGCGAGGCGAACAGCGGGCAUUACGAUGGAUACGUUACCGAUCAUACUGAUUUGGCCUCGGAGAUCGAUAUUGAUGAGUCCGAGUACAGGCGUGAGCUGCUUAAUGACAAAUGGCGAAUACUCUUCGACAAGUUUGAUCCGGAGGGUUUUGGAGAGAUACCACUGGAGGACUUUUUAGUAGCAUUAAGGAGUUCUGAAUGGAAGGCGGAGAUACCGGCAAAUAAACGUGAUAUUCUUCUAACCAGAGCAAAAGAGUCUCAUGUUGAAGCAGUGACAUUUCAGGAUUUCGUCAAUGUGGAAGUCGUUAAUUGGUGUGUAAAUACUGAAGAUCUACAGAUUAAUAGGUUCCUAAAGUUUAGCACUGAUCAGACGGAUCCGGAUGUUUUCGAAAAUGUGGACGUGAGCGGAUUAAUAUCAAAGAUAAAUCCAAGUUUGCGUGCUUCGAAUUUGCUGCAAAUUAGAAGGCUCGAACUCCUGAUUAGUGAACGAUUAGGUUACAAGACGUAUCUUGGUAUGGACUUUGAUAAUACGGUAUAG
Messenger RNA from Linepithema humile (Argentine ant), 1164 nucleotides. The record is from RefSeq and is a predicted model, not a curated record. NCBI's taxonomy places the organism in Eukaryota, Metazoa, Arthropoda, Insecta, Hymenoptera, Formicidae.